This is a messenger RNA of Racocetra persica, 359 nucleotides long. NCBI's taxonomy places the organism in Eukaryota, Fungi, Glomeromycota, Glomeromycetes, Diversisporales, Gigasporaceae. The record is from the annotation of a GenBank genome assembly.
UGGUGGUGAUUCUUCAGGUAUGAAUGCUGCAGUAAGAUCAAUUGUAAGAGUUGCUAUUUCACGCGGCUGCGAAGCAUACGCGAUCUUUGAGGGUUAUGAAGGACUAGUACAAGGUGGUGACAUGAUAAAACAAUUUAAUUGGGGUGAUGUUAGAGGAUAUCUUUCUAUAGGUGGUACACUUAUUAGAACUGCUCGUUGUCAAUCAUUUCGUGAGCAUAAAGGUAGACUACGAGCUGCAUAUAAUUUAAUUAAAAAUGGAAUUGAUGCCUUGAUUGUUUGUGGUGGUGAUGGUACAUUAACUGGUGCUGAUACUCUAAGAUCUGAAUGGCCUGAUUUAACAAAAGAACUGAUCCAGACUG